AUGGAGCCACAUCCAACCACAAGCGACGAGGGUUCUCAGAUCUCAUCUAUAACCAUCCUGACCCUGAAUUGCUGGGGACUGAAAUAUAUCGCAAAACACCGACACGAGCGAUUGUCCGAAAUAGGAAAUCGCCUAGCCACCUAUUCUCCUCAGCUCGAUAUCGUUGGCCUGCAAGAAUGCUGGACAUUUACCGAUUACCUAUCCAUCCGAGACAGCACUCGUUCUUUUCUUCCAUACGGCAAGUUCUACUAUUCCGGCAUCUUCGGUGCGGGUUUGGCCGUCCUCAGUCGAUGGCCAAUCGUCGAAUCUUCGAUGUACCGUUAUCCUCUAAAUGGGCGACCUCAAGCUUUCUUCCGCGGCGACUGGUUUGUUGGGAAGGGUGUCGCAUGUGCCAGGAUUCUACUGCCCGGUGGUGACAAUAUCGAAGUAUUCAACACACAUUUACACGCUCCGUACGAAAAGGAACCGAACGACAGUUACAUUUGCCAUCGAACAGCGCAAGCAUGGGAAAUUGCAAAGCUCAUGCGUGCAGCUUCGGACAGAGGCAGCCUAGUCAUUGGCCUGGGUGAUUUCAACAUGGUGCCGUUGAGCUUUGCACAUGUCCUGGUAGAAAGCCGUGCUGGAGUUCAGGACGUUUGGCGGGCCGUGAAACCUGGAAGCAGUGUUGGUGCAAGCGUGGACCCGCCUGAAAAGGAGCGCAGAAAACGUAUGGGCGAAGAGGAGACUCCGAGCGUCGAGACAAGUUUAGGCGAACACGGCCACACAUGCGACUCUGUUCUAAAUACGUGGCGAUGGAACAAGGCCCAUCAGAAGCAACUAGCGCAAGGACAUGACCGGAAAAUCUCGGGCACAGACUUGGACCCCAAAGCGAAGCGGUUGGACUACAUCUUUUUCAGCGGUAUUGGCAAGGGUUGGAGAGUAGCCGAUGUGAAAGUCGCGCUUACCGAACGACACCCGACCCUCCUCUGUUCGUUGAGCGACCAUUUUGCUGUGCAGACGACACUAGAAAGAACCCAAACUCGACCGCCUCCUCCGGCUAGAGUCGAAGCUCAUGCAGCCUUGCAUGACUCGAGUGCCGGAGACCCCAAUCUUCAGAUGGCGGAUUUUGAGGAGAAAGAUUUCGACAAGGCAAUAUCGAGCAUACCUACGCGAGGCCAAAUCGGCCAGGACUUCUAUAAAGACAUCCUCGCCAUGGUCCACAAAUACACCCUGCGAGAGAGGAAACAACGACGUUAUGGUCUCUUGCACUUCGUUGGCUCUGCCGUGGUGUCGAUUGGCUGCUUCGUCGCCAUCUGGUGGUCACCCCGGAAUUUCGUGUCCUUCAUUUUGAUUGUGCUAAGCAGUCUGGGACUCAUGGCUGGAACGCUCCAUGGGUUGAUUGGGGGUCUCUUUGUGGGGUCGGAAUUGAGAGCCCUGGCCGAGUUUGAGUGGGAAGUUCGAAAUGCACUACAUCUUGCAGGCGGGCCGGCCUUGGAAGAUCGAUCACUGAAAUUGAAAGACUGGUACGACUGA
Molecule: messenger RNA, 1512 nt
Organism: Cladophialophora immunda
Lineage: Eukaryota; Fungi; Ascomycota; Eurotiomycetes; Chaetothyriales; Herpotrichiellaceae
Exons: 1
Coding region: 1-1512 (503 amino acids)
Cellular component (GO): cytoplasm
Molecular function (GO): sphingomyelin phosphodiesterase activity
Source: RefSeq, a predicted model, not a curated record